AUGCUCGGGGCACUUUCGUUAAUUUCACUAUUAGCCUUCACCGCUACCGUUAUGGGGGAUAGCGACUCUGAUGCGCUUUACGGUACCUGGACUUCAAAGUCAAAUCAAGUAUUCACAGGACCGGGUUUCUUCGACCCAGUAGACGAGCUAUUGAUAGAGCCUUCUUUGCCUGGAUAUUCGCUUUCAUUCACCAAAGAUGGGUACUUCGAGGAGGCAGCAUACCGUGUGUCAGGCAACCCGCAAGAUCCUCAUUGCCCCACUGCUGUGUUGAUCUACCAACACGGAACAUACGAGGUACAGAGCAACGGUUCGCUAACGCUGACACCUUUCGAAGUCGACGGCAGGCAGCUGCUGAGUAGUCCCUGUACCGAUAACGGUACGUCGGUGUAUUCGCGGUACAAUCAAACGGAGACUUUCAAGAGCUUUCUGGUCCAGUUGAACAACUACCACGGCGUGAAGGAGCUACAACUCUACGAGUUUGAUGGCACUGCCAUGAUGCCUUUGUACUUGGCUUACCAGCCACCCGUGAUGCUGCCUACCAUAACUUUAAAUCCUACGGCGAGUGCUACCAGCACUGAGACAGGAUCGCAUAACAAGCGUUCCCUUAGGGGAUUGGUCAAAAGAGGGCUCGAGAACAGAUAUAAAACCAGCGCCGUGAAACGCAACAGAGAGCCUGUCAAUGCAGCUGCGUACUGGUGGACAUCUGUGGGACUAAUCGCUUUCGGCUCCGCAGUGUUUUUUGUUUUCUGA
Messenger RNA from Lachancea thermotolerans CBS 6340, 750 nucleotides. It is a transcript of the gene ROT1, whose product is annotated as Rot1p. Lineage: Eukaryota; Fungi; Ascomycota; Saccharomycetes; Saccharomycetales; Saccharomycetaceae. Gene Ontology annotation, cellular component: endoplasmic reticulum; endoplasmic reticulum membrane. Bases 1 to 750 code for a protein of 249 amino acids. The record is from RefSeq and is a predicted model, not a curated record. Gene Ontology annotation, biological process: budding cell apical bud growth; 'de novo' protein folding. The transcript has a single exon.